Messenger RNA from Sipha flava (yellow sugarcane aphid), 1738 nucleotides. It is a transcript of the gene TyrRS, whose product is annotated as tyrosine--tRNA ligase, cytoplasmic. The transcript has 10 exons. Gene Ontology annotation, biological process: tyrosyl-tRNA aminoacylation. Bases 112 to 1695 code for a protein of 527 amino acids. The record is from RefSeq and is a predicted model, not a curated record. Lineage: Eukaryota; Metazoa; Arthropoda; Insecta; Hemiptera; Aphididae. Gene Ontology annotation, molecular function: ATP binding; tRNA binding; tyrosine-tRNA ligase activity.
AUGAUCUUAUCAACAAUUUAUAAACUUCAUGUUUACUUCGAUAGUUGGUUAGUUAGUUUUUGAUCAUCGUUCGUAGUGCUUGAUGAUCGUUUGUACACGUGGCGUGGAAUAAUGGCAUCCUUCCUUGAAAAGAAAACUCUAAUUUUACGCAACUUACAAGAAGUACUCGGUGAAGAUAAGCUUGAUGCCAUAUUAAAAGAAAGAGAUUUAAAAAUUUAUUGGGGUACUGCUACUACAGGACGACCACACAUAGCAUAUUUUGUACCAAUUUCCAAAAUAGCAGACUACUUAAAAGCUGGUUGCGAGGUUACAGUUUUAUUUGCUGAUUUACAUGCUUAUUUGGAUAAUAUGAAAGCUCCAUGGGAAUUAUUGGAGCUUAGAGUACAGUAUUAUGAACACUCAAUUAAAGCCAUGUUAAGUUCAAUUGGAGUACCAUUAGACAAGUUAAAGUUUGUUAGAGGAACAGAAUAUCAACUUUCAAAAGAAUACACAUUAGAUGUAUACAGAUUAAGCUCUUCUAUAACUGAACAUGAUGCUAAGAAAGCUGGAGCUGAAGUUGUUAAGCAACUUGAUAACCCAUUAUUAUCUGGAUUGCUAUAUCCUGGAUUGCAAGCAUUGGACGAAGAAUAUCUUAAAGUUGAUGCUCAGUUUGGUGGAGUGGACCAACGUAAGAUAUUUACUAUGUCUGAAAAAUAUCUUCCACAGUUAGGCUAUGCUAAAAGAAUACAUUUAAUGAAUCCAAUGGUUCCUGGAUUAGCAGGAGGUAAAAUGUCCUCUUCUGAAGAAGACAGUAAGAUUGAUUUAUUAGAUUCACCAGCAAUAGUGAAAAAAAAGUUUAAAAAAGCCUUCUGUGAACCAGGAAAUAUUACAGAAAAUGGAUUACUUUCAUUUGCUAAACAUGUAAUAUUUGGACUGUUUCAACCUGAUGAAAAAUUUAAAGUAUCCAGAAAUGAAGCUAAUGGAGGAGAUUUAAAUUUCAGUACAUAUGAAGAACUUGAAAUUUGUUUUUCUGAACAAAAACUCCAUCCAGCUGAUUUAAAAGCAUCUGUUGAGUUUUAUAUCAAUCGGUUGUUAGAUCCAAUUAGAAAAAUAUUUGAUACACCAGAAUUACAAGAGUUAGUUGCUAAAGCAUAUCCUGCUCCAGUAAAGCCUAAAAAAACUGAAAAAAAUAAUAGUAAACAACCAGAUGAAAUUUCACCUUACCGUUUGGAUAUCCGUGUUGGUAAAAUAAUUGAAGUUUCGAAACAUCCGGAAGCUGAUGCGUUGUAUGUUGAAAAGAUUGAUGUUGGAGAAGAUCAGCUUAGAACCAUUGUCAGUGGUCUUGUGAAAUUUGUACCAAUUAAUGAAAUGCAAAAUAGAUUGGUUGUUGUUUUAUGCAAUUUAAAACCUGCUAAAAUGAGAGGAGUUGAAUCAAGUGGAAUGGUUCUUUGUGCUUCAGCUGAAAUUGAUGGUGUUAAAUUUGUGGAACCUUUAGAACCUGUUGAAGGGAGUAAACCGGGUGAUAAAGUUUUUGUUGAGAGUUAUGAACAGGGUGAACCAGACAAAAUUUUAAAUCCUAAAAAGAAAAUUUGGGAACAACUACAGGUUGACCUAAAAGUUUCUGAUUCAUGUGAAGCUCAAUGGCAAUCUCAUAACUUGCGGACAAGUAUUGGAAAAAUUUUAAGCAAAUCAUUAAAAAAUGUUCAUAUUUCUUAGUAUUUGAAUGUUUAUGAAAUAAAAAUGUUUUACUGAAUCAAAA